AUGGGUCAAGCUUUCUUUCGUAUGGCAAACAUUACACGUAGUAGAGCAAAUUCAAACGAUCCAGCUGCGGCUAGAUCACCCUCUUCCACCCAAAUGGAUACUCCAUGGUCAGUUGUCACCGCUGGCAAGGGUAAAAAUCGUAGUAAAAAGCAACAUCAGCUUAUUUCCUUCAAGCCUACGUUUGUUCAGCCUCGAGCUUCCACCACGGAAUCCACCCAAGCUUUGACUGACCAGCCUCCUCCAGCUCCUGUUGAGCUUGUUGUACCUUACAUCAAGGGUGCUGAGAAAGGCUCUGUACUUAUUGACAUCACCCACGUCAAGAAUCUCCACCUGUUGCGUGAAGCAUUGGAUGCCUUUAACAAGGAUGCUGAUACUAGCGGUAGGGGCUACAACGAAUUUCUAGGUCGUUGUGAAAAGAACCGCACCUAUCUGAAUCAUGUGUACAUGGAAACUCUCUGGGCUGCUAAUACGGCAUCGUACAAUACGAUUGUCUAUGAAGGUAUUAUUCUCUCUGAUAAUACCUUCAUAAAAGGAUUUCCGUCUUACCCUGCUGACGCCUCCAUCGUCCGUCUAUCUCUUUCUGGACUGCCUUUCCUCCAACUUCCUUUAUUGAAGAAGGCAUUGAAAGAAUGGCUAACUCGCUUUGGUGAAGUGCUAGAUUUUGGGCUUAGCAAGAAGGAUGGUUACGCCACUAUUGCAAUCCCUCCCGGCAAACCUUGCGCUGAAGAGUCCUGUCAAUUGGACCAUACUCACUUUGAGCCCCUUCAACGGGCUGUUCCUUGGACCGAGGAUGACGGGGACCUACGUAAGAUUCUACUUACCUGGGAUGCCAUGCCAGAUUUUUGCCGAGUCUGUGGAUCCUCCGACCAUUGUCGUGCAGACUGCCCUGAUCGUCUGAGCUGGUUGAAAUGCUACAACUGCAAUCAAAAAGGACAUGAAUGGAAGCACUGCCCUCGCAAUAAUGAUGCCAAAGAUACCGAAGCUCCCAGCAAAGCUCGAGCUGUUCCUGAAGCUGCCAAGAAGACGAGUCGUAAAAUUCCUCUAAAGGUUAACAACUCGACUACCUCUCCCAUGAUUGUGGAUAGUCCUACACAAUCUCCUGUCGUUGUUCAGGAAAAUUCUGGCUCUCGUCCUGAAGACUCAGGCUCUCCAGCUCCUCCCGAGGAUGCUGAUAUGGACGAAGCCAAUCCUCCCCCUCAUCACCAACAAUUGUCAAUUGACAACCACGUCGGACAAGCUGCACCGAUUAAUGAAGCUGGAUCAACCUCCACCAAACAGUAUAAGAAUCGCUCACAAUCACCCGAGCCACAAGAUCACAUGAAAAUAGCUAAAACCAAUGACUCUAGCGAUGUCACUGCCCGUCGCAACCAACGGAGUCAAGAUAUUCUUCAGGAUGGUAUCGAUGGUGGUCGCUUCAUCCUAGCAAAUAUCAGACUUACUGCAACACCGGAGGAUGACUUAACAACAGGUCCCACCGUAGCUACAGUUUUAAACAUCUACGGACGAGCUGGAGCCCACCCCCAGCGCUCAGCAUUUUUCUCUGAACUGCUCAGUAUUCCCAUCGUCUCAACCACUCUCAACAACGCCUAUCACUCUCCUACUUUAGUCAUGGGCGAUUUCAACUAUUCCUUUGACACGCACCGACUAGCAGAUGGAUCCUUAACAAGUGCUCCUACUUCAUGGACUUCACUUCUCAAUGACCAUUACGUCGAUUGCUUCAAGCAUCAAAAACAACCCACCUGGUCCGUCAACUCCAGCUCAUCUACUAUUGACUAUAUAUUCUGUGACACAAUUUCGCAUCAUAGAGUGAAUGAUGUUGAACAGGUCUUUAUCAGCAGUACGUGGACAGAUCAUGACCUCCUAGGCAUAACUUUCCAAUAUGAUAAUCCUAACCGUCGAGGUCCCGGUGUAUGGAAAGCAAACCCUCUUUUUGCUCAGAGUAAGAAGUUUCGAUCAGAAUUAGCUCAACAUUUACAGUCUAGACAAUCUGACCUUGCUUCUAUUCAAUCCUCCUCAACGCCUCAACAAACAUGGGAUUGGGUCAAAGGGGAUGUCAAAACUUUUAUCAAAUCCUACCAACUCGCCGAUAACAACUGGAGGGCAAAGGAAUUGAAGAGACUACAAAAGAAACGAAAUAUGAUGCUUAGACAGUCCAGAAACCGAGGCCUCUAUUUUCAAGUUUUGGAGACAAUCAACAUUCAGAUUGGAGCCUUGCAGGAAUCAGUAGCCGAAGUACAAGCUUUGAAGGCGGGAAAGAAUUGGCGUGAAAAAGGGGAAAAGUUUGCUGGCUAUCUUAAACGCACAGCUACUACCAAGGAGGCCCAGAGGAGUAUUAAUGCUCUGCUUGAUCCUAACACCAACACUGUCCAUACCGAUCAACCCAAUAAGCUCAGAAUUGCCCAGGAAUUUUACACAUCUCUAUUCACCCCAGAUGUGGUAGAACCUACAGUUAUUCAAGAAUUGUUGUCGUCUGUCCCUGCCGAACUACGCCUAGAUAAUACUGACCAAUCUCUGUUGACAUCUACGAUUGCCUUUGAGGACAUCCUGGAGGUUUUGAAGGAACCCCCUCGGAAAUCAAGUCCUGGAGCAGAUGGCUUACCAUUUGAAAUCUUGAAUCUUGUGGUCCGCUUUCCACCACUCAGAGAAAUACUCACCCAGGUUUUCAAUGAUGCGUUGGAACAAGCUCUCUUCCCGGAUUCAUGGAACGUUUCUGUUAUGACCUUGCUGAAAAAGAAGGGCGAUUCAAAGAACAUGGGAAAUUAUCGUCCACUUGGUUUGGCCAACUGCGAUUACAAAUGUUUUACCAAAAUUCUUAACCAACGCAUGAUGAUUGUAUCACCCAAAUUGAUCAACUCAAACCAAAUUGGCUUCAUCCCUGGCAAAUACAUAGCUGAGAAUGGUCCUCGCUGUCAAAUACUGAUGGAGGAUGCUGAAUUGAAAUGGAAGCUCGCCAACCAGCAGGGUACAACUUCUACUAUCCAUCGAGACAUUGGGCUGCUCCUUGACCAAGAAAAAGCUUAUGACCGUGUUAAUCUGUCUUACUUUCGGGCUGUCUUGAAUCAUUUUGGGUUUCCAGUGAGUAUUGUUAAUUGUCUCUACAAUCUCAUGGCACACAACCAAAUCAAGAUCAACAUCAAUGGAUACUUUACUGAUCCAAUAGCUAAGCUACGUGGAUUCAAACAGGGUGACCCUAUCUCUUGCAUAUGCUAUGAUUUAGCUUUUGAGCCAUUUCUACAAAGCAUUCUACAGGACCAGGAUUUCCGUGGCUACGAAAUGGAAAAUCAAGUGAAUGCUGCCGCUCCCGUUAUUUCUACGAAAAUACUUUGCUAUGCCGAUGAUGCACUCGUUUUUGUACAUGACAAACAGGAUCUUCGUUUGUUGAAGUAUUACAUGGACUUAUUCUGCCGAGCAUCCAAUGCUCGCUUCAAUUAUUCCAAGGUGGAUGCCUUCUCCUUGUCUGGUCGUGAUACUAGUGACUAUUGGAGCCGGUCCCUCGCCGAUAUGAACAUUCACCAUCUUCAUACUGCUUUGGAUCCUGAUCCUCUGAUUUAUCUCGGAUUCCCACUCAUUCAAAGCACUCUCCAACGGAACAACUUCAUGGCUUCCCUUAUUGUUAAGCUCAGGAAGACUCUACAGCCCCAUUCCUGUGGUCUCGGCAUACUCGACGUCAAUCUCCAGUAUGCUGCAUUGUACUUUCGUUGGGUAUCUCCCUUACUACAAUUGGAUUCCUCGUCUUCCACUAAUAAUCCACUGCUGGCUAUUCUCGUAUAUCAUAUCAACAACCACAACCGUUCCUCUCAUCAUCAACUACCGCUGCUCUUUCCAGUUGCACGACGACGGCUCACAACAAUACGACGCGCAAACACCAUUGAUAUGAUGUACAAAUCAAUCGACAUGUUACCGAGGAACUUUGACGACGUCGUGAUCAACUUGCCCACUGCUCUCAUGCUACCUCUAUCCAUCGUCAUAUUUUCCGACCCUCUACUUGGUGUCAGAUUGCCUCGCAAAAUCCAUUCAAUGACUGUCGCCGACGUCUUUGCUGUGCAUACAACUGAGCAAUUUCUCCAUUGGAAACGUUCCUUCGACUCCACACUUGCUGUAUGGCAGCGUGCACCUCGACAACUGAUUCAGGGCAUUGCAAAAGGCACAUUUAAGUUGCAACCCUUCUUUCUCUCUCUGUGUGUUCCUUCCUCCGCUGUCUUUCCUUCACCAUCCAGUCCUUCAUUGCAACCAUUUGUUGAUCACCUCACAACUGACAACAACCUUGCAAUGACUUCCACUGGCUGUAGAUCCGAAUCGUUUCGGCAAGCAUGCUCGUCUGCUUCCGUCGUUCCUCAACGAUUGGCUGCCAUAGCAUCUCCCCAAUGGUCGUUUUUCUGGUCUUUGUCCCUGACCAUGAUCCAAAGAAAUGUCGUAUAUCGAUUCAUCAACAACUGCAUUCCCCAUCAGUCUCUAUUGAAUCUGAGGUUCCCCUCUGUUUACUUGUCCCCCUUGUGCUUUGUCUGUUCCUCAGUUGAAGAUUCCACUGACCACUUCCUUUUUGAAUGUCCACCCAAGGCAGCGGCCUGGCAGGGUAUUAUCUCUGAGUUCCUCUGGCCCACGGUAACCAUUGAUGAUAUCCGCCAUUCCCUCCUCACUCUCGACUUUUACAAUAUUCGAUAUAGUCAGCGGCCUCGUGCUUCCUCCCAUCAUAUAAUCAUCAUUGCGAUGUCUAGCAUUUGGAAAGCUGCUCACUAUCGUCUAAUCUUCGAUCAAACUUCCUUCGCUCCCGCCGCUGUGCUGAAUAGUAUCCGACUCGACAUCCAAAAAUGA
Molecule: messenger RNA, 4812 nt
Organism: Mucor velutinosus
Lineage: Eukaryota; Fungi; Mucoromycota; Mucoromycetes; Mucorales; Mucoraceae
Product: protein phosphatase 2A regulatory subunit cdc55
Exons: 3
Coding region: 1-4812 (1603 amino acids)
Molecular function (GO): nucleic acid binding; zinc ion binding
Source: RefSeq, a predicted model, not a curated record